Messenger RNA from Coturnix japonica (Japanese quail), 638 nucleotides. The record is from RefSeq and is a predicted model, not a curated record. Lineage: Eukaryota; Metazoa; Chordata; Aves; Galliformes; Phasianidae.
AUAUAUGUGGUUUGGUUUUCUUUUUUCUCCCUUUUCCCUUACAGAUUGAAAGUGCAAUGAAGUAGCAGCAUUUACCUGGUAGCAGGGUGCACACGGGCAGCCCCACACAGCUGCUACUGGACGACAGAUGCCCACAGGAGCCCUGUUGGCACUGACAGUAGGUGUUCUGCCGCAGGGUCCUGCUCCCUCCUGCAAUGCAAGUUUCACCUGCACUCUACCUUCUCUUUGCACUGGCAUGUGUCGGUGUAAACACGUCUGCUACAGUUGUCAAGGAGUCAGAUAACACGUGUGAAGAAACAAAGGUCCUGAAAGGAAUCCCAGAUGCAACAGCCUUCGUGGGAAAGAUAUUCUGUUAUCCCAUGCCAGUAUUUGCCUUUCAGGGAACGAUAACUCAGUACAAGGUCACUUUGGCCAGUGGUGCAAAUUUGCCAGGCUGGUUGGACUUCAAUCCCAACACAAACAUGCUGCAGGGGCUGCCAAUGACCGGGGAGAGCGGAGCAUAUCUGCUAAGCAUAACUGCCCCUGGAAGAACAUGCACCCAGAGAGCUGCUGUGAUGUUCACCAUCCAUGUUCAGGACAGCAUUUCAUUUCUGGACAUGGAGAACAGCUUCAACCACAUACCAAACAGGCACCAGUGA